AGAGGUUCAACGCAUCACUGUUGACCUUCUCCUUCCCUCCCUCUUUUGUUGGCUUCGUAAGGGCCCAGGACAAAUCCAAUCUAACAAACGCUCCCUCCUCUUUCUCUCUCAUUUUUUUUUCAUGUUGGUGACAGUGGCCACGGACACCCGCAAACAUACCUGCCGCGGAAAGGAAGAACCGCUACAGAGAACCACUUUCAGAUACUUCAGCUGAAUGGGAGCACAAGAACAAAAUGAACCCAUUCACCGACAAAAUCGUGGCCUACCGCAUUCCCGAUGAAGGGGCUGAGGAGAGGUACGGGCUCUGUAUACGGCGCGAAAGUGACAUGCUUCGCGUGAUGGUGAUGCAGAGGGAAGAUAAUCGAGAGGUGCCGCUGCAGUCCGUGCUGAGGAAGCUGGCGGAUGAGGAUGCAAUAAUGAAGUCACUAGAGGAACGUUUGAACUCACUCCAAGCAAAACUAGCAAAAGAGGGUAACACUGGCGGACAAUCGUCGAAUUAUCGUCUCCAGGAGACGAUGUUGCAGUGGGCCACACGCCGUCUAGAAGGAGUCGACGCAGAGGAAUGGCGACGGCUUGCCCAGGAGCGUCAUCCGUCGGCGGUGGUGAAAGCCGUGGGCUGUGCCGCCGCCUCCAUUGCAACGGACGCUAAACUAGUGUCCUCUGCGUGGACAGACGCCCAGAGCCUGUUUAGCAAAGGCAGAGAGCUGACGGCGGAGCUGCGCUGCGCAGGAGAGCAUCGUAUGAGCAAAGCCCUCUACAACUCGCUGGUGGGAUACAUCUCCGACUCCUCGCUGUCGUACGCGCUGGUGGCCCAAGCGUCGCCGUCGCUGAGUAUGUUGCACAAGUGGAUCACCGCCUUAGUGGACUACCAGCGCGCGCGCUACAUGGAAGACGGCGAGGCAGAACAGCAGCAGCAACUCAUCAGGUAUGAAAACAGCCUGCGGGCGGCGAGGGGGCGUCGCGGCUCGCUGAUGGAGCAGGCGGAUCUGAUUAACGGAGGUAAUUGCUAUAUUCGAACCCAGGCAGUCCGCAGUGUGCCGAUGGAUUGUGUCCUGCACCCCAUGGCCGCUGAGAAGGUGACCACGCGACAGUACUUGUUAAAAGAGCCUGCACCGAUGGAGAUGCUGGACGAUGUAAUGCGCCGCCCCCUCACAAGCGUGCGAAGCGCACGCAGCAGCCGUCAGGAAGACAGCUUCCCUCGCAGGGACGUUCUCUCUGCACGCUCCGUGGACGCCCCGGGCUUGCGUGGCAAUCGCACCAACGCCGGCGUCAAGGUUCCCCCGAUAUCCAUUCCGAAGGUGGAGUCGGCGGGGGCCGGAAUGUGGUCGGGUGGCGGCGUUGUGCGGAGUCAGCGGUCGUUGGAGAAGGAGGGGAACGGCAACGGUGCAGUUUCCAAGGUGAACCCGCCACACGUCGGUACCCGUGCCGCGACAGAGGCGGCCGACCGUGGCGUAAACGGAGUGCAUCCCGACGGGGCAGCGUCGCCGUCGUCGUCACCCUCCUCUUCCUCCACGGCGCCGUCGCCACGUCCUCUGUCGAUGCGUGUGGAGGUGAAGCAGCUGGACGAGCCUGAUAGUAGUCAACGCCGCAUGUUGUCUGCCAGGCACGGGGGAACGGAACCGAUGCAGGUGCUGACCGACGUGAGAAACAACUUUAGAAGCGUACAAGCCGUCUUACUCGCCUGCUUGGAGGACUACCAAAAGCUCGAGGACAAGUACGCCAGUACCGUAGAGCACAGCAAGCAACUUCUGCAUACGCUUGAGAGCCGCGACCAUGUGAUCGCACACCUCCAGCAAGAGCUCACCGCGGUCACCGGCGUGCAAGCUGCAUCGAAAACAAUGCCAGUGCAGCCUCGCGACGGCUGCGGCAGCGAUGCUGUGAGGCACCGCAACUUGGACGAAUUAUUCAACAGUGGGUUGGCGACACCGCACGCGGUCAAUGCGGAAAGUUUUGGAGACGAGGAUUCAUUUGAGCGGCACUUUGAACAGCUGCUCUAUGACACGCUGGAGUUUCUCCAAGGAGCCGAGUCCACUCCUUCUACCUAUGAAGACGAGUCGAAUCGCGGUUAA
Molecule: messenger RNA, 2069 nt
Organism: Leptomonas pyrrhocoris
Lineage: Eukaryota; Euglenozoa; Kinetoplastea; Trypanosomatida; Trypanosomatidae
Exons: 1
Coding region: 234-2069 (611 amino acids)
Source: RefSeq, a predicted model, not a curated record